Ahaetulla prasina is the source of this 3419-nucleotide messenger RNA. RefSeq lists its product as uncharacterized. The coding region runs from base 1126 to 2307 and encodes 393 amino acids. Gene Ontology annotation, molecular function: catalytic activity. The record is from RefSeq and is a predicted model, not a curated record. The transcript has 2 exons. NCBI's taxonomy places the organism in Eukaryota, Metazoa, Chordata, Lepidosauria, Squamata, Colubridae.
GCUGUGCAGUUCUUUUAAGAAGAAAAAAAGAUGUUUUGUUUUUCAUUUUCUCAACAAGAAUUGAGUUGUGCUUAGGAAUACGGUUAUGAUCAAAUUGCUCAGCAACAGAUGAGUUGUUUUAAAAAGAAUGCUUCAUAGUCCUUUUUAAGAGUGCUUUAUAUGAGCUAUUUAAAUUGUUCCUUAUUUAUGGCUGAGGUUUGUGUUGAAGAUUUCUAGUACAAUCUCUUAACCCCAGCUAUCACAGUUCUGGUCUUUUUUACAGAAGUUUCCAGAAGACUGUCAAUGUGUGGAAUUUGGAAUUUUACUGUGCAGGUUUACAGUAAAUACAUGCAAAAGUCUGAUUCCCCUUCCACAUAGCUCCAAGAGUGUUGUUUACACAUAUUGCAUGUAAUUCCUAUGUAUAAUAUUCACAUAUACAACUUGAAAUAAGCAGCUUUUCAGUACUGAGGUUUGUCCGUUCCUUAUUUUGCUGAGGAUCUCCCUAUGAAUACCUUAAAGCACAAUCUGUCUCUUACAUUUUUUUAGUUUUAAGAUCAAUUUUGUAAAUAUUGGAAAUGUUUGUAAAUAACCUAUAACAUUUUAGCAGAUAAACUAAUGAACAAUUGUGGGAGACAGUGGCUUAUUUUGGACCACUUAAAUCUGAGCUCAGAGUUAUAAACUAUUGUCUGCUUUGGGGUUCCCCUCCCCCCUUUUAUUUACCUCGACCCUAACAGGCAACUAAAAAUAAUCUUCAAGAACCUGGUAUAGGGAAUGACUCAGAUAGUUCAAUAAAUUAUUUUGCAAGGACUAACAUUUGUUUUGGUUGUUUGAAAUUAUUUUGAAGGCAGGAGAACAGACUUACUGAUAACAUUCCAUUGUUGAACAGAAAUUUGUUUUGAAGAACAUGGUUGCAUAAUUCAUGAAAUAAACCUUAAGUUUUAGCCAUCUAUAAUAUGGCUUUUUAGUAUGGUACAAAAGCUUAGCCUAGUUUAAAACAACAGCUCAGAACAACUCUAAUGAGAAGUAACAUACUUUCAUUAACCAUAGAAACUAUAGGAAACAAUUGCCUGCUUAUUAUAUUCCGCGGACCUUAUAGGCGUUACGGAAACCUGGUUGGGCACUGAAGGGGGCGUGCCCCUUCUGGAAAUGUGCCCACCGGGUUUCCGGGCACUUCAUCAGCCGAGGGCUCAGGGUAGGGGUGGGGGAGUGGUGGUUGUUAUUAGGGAGAGCCUAGAGCCGAGGGAGACCACUGUACCUCAGAUUGCCGGGUGUGAAUCCCUCUUUGUGAGGUGGGGUCAUAGGUGUCAGAUGGGCUUGUUUGUCGUGUACCUGGCUCCUUGCUACGUGACAGCUGCCCUGCCCGAGCUCCUGGAGGUGUUGGCUGGGGUGGCGGUGGAGACCCCCAGACUUAUUGUCAUGGGGGAUUUCAACUUGCCAUCUUCCGGCACAUCAUCGACAGCAGCUCGGGAGUUCAUGGCUUCCAUGACGGCCUUGGACCUGACUCAAGUAGUUGAUGGCCCUACUCACACUGGGGGUGGCAUGCUGGACUUGAUUUUUAUCUCUGGUCAGUGGUUGAAGGAUCUGGACUUGAGGGAUGUAGUCACGGAACCUUUGUCAUGGUCAGAUCACUCUCUCCGUCUAGACUUUCUGACCGCUACUCACCGCCGCAGGGAGACGGAACCAAUAUGUUGGUUCCGUCCCAGGCGCCUGAUGGACCCGGAGAGGUUCCAGACGGAGCUUGGGCCGUUUCCUGAGGGUCUGGCUCACGGCACGGCUGAGGAACUAGUCGCGGCCUGGGAACGGGCCGCGGCUGGGGCUUUAGACCGUGUCGUGCCUUUGCGGCCUCUGACCCGGCGUAGAUCCCAACCGGCUCCUUGGUUCUCCGAGGAGCUGAGGGGGAUGAAAUGCUGGAGAAGACGCCUAGAGAGUUUGUGGAGGUCCAGUUGUUCAGAGGCUGAUCGGACACAAGUGAGGUCCUAUAGUAGGACCUACCUUGUGGCACUGAGGGAAGCGAGACGUUGCUACGGCCGGGCUAUUUACGGGACCGCCUGCUGCUACCGAAUACCUCUCACCGACCCGUGCGCUCUCACAGAGAGGGACUCCUCAGGGUGCCGUCAGCUAGGCAGUGCCAUCUGGCGACACCCAGGGGAAGGGCCUUCUCUGUGGGGGCUCCCACCCUCUGGAACGAACUCCCCCCAGGACUUCGUCAACUUCCAGACCUCCGAACCUUCCGCCGCGAGCUUAAAACACAUCUAUUCGUUUGCGCAGGACUGGACUAGGUUUUUAAAUGUAGAUUUUAAUGGGUUUUAUUAUAUGUAUUGUUUUUAAUUAUCUGGCUGCAUCUAAUAAGUUUUUUAAUGGAUAUUUUAUUUUUGUAUUUAUAUGUAUUUUAUUUGCCUGUGAACCGCCCUGAGUCCCUAGGGAGAUAGGGCGGUAUACAAAUUUGAAUAAAUAAAUAAAUAAAUAAAUAAAUAAAUAAAUAAAUAAAUAAAUAAAUAAAUUGCAGCACAUUUCACAGGAGCUUGUUAUUUUUUGUGAAAAGUGUAUAGUUGAUAGAAUCAGGAUUCACAAUACGUAUAACAUUUUAAUUUUUAAAAAAGUUAAAAUGAAUGAAUAUAAGUGCUAGGAAAUCAUGUGAUUUGGUUUUUUAAAUUGAUAGAAAUUAGACAUGCUAUAAAUCAAUUUUAAUACAUUAGAUACAAGGAAAACUAAUAUUCUGAAGAUGGCUUUGAUUUUAAAAAUAGUAAAAUCUGCAUAUUUUAUUCAUUAUUUAAUGGGCCUCAAAAUUGGGCAGGUUAAGAAUCUCAGAAUUUAUGCCUACAGGUAGUUCUUAACUUACAACCAUUCAUUUAGUGACUGUUCAAAAUUACAAUGGUGUAAUUUUCACUAAAAGUCAUUUAAAAAUGUGACUUAUAACCAUUUUUCACAUGACCAUUGCAUCAUCCCCAUGGUCACAUGAUCAAAAUUCAGAAGCCUGGCAACUGGUUCAUACUUAUGACAGUUACAGUGUCCUGAAGUCAUAUAAUCACAUUUUGUGAAUUUCUGACAAGCAAAGUCAAUGGGGAAGCCAAAUUUAUUUAACAACCAUGUUACUAAUUUAACAACUGCACUAAUUCACUUAACAGUUGUGGCAAGAAAGAUCAUAACAUGGGGCAAAACUCAUUUAACGAGUGUCUUGUUUAACAACAUAAAUUUUGGGUUCAAUUGUGGUUGUAAGUCAAGGACCAAGUCAAGGUAUUUAGCAGUUUAAGAGCAGUUGAUUUGCAAACUUGUCAAUCUUUCUUUAGUUUGUGCUUGGCUUCAAACCCCAGUUUCUGACAUACAUGUAUUUUGUAACUGAGAUGGCUCAAUAUGUCUUUUUCAUCAACAUAGAUAUGUGAGGGAAGUCAAGGUGGAAUGUGCUUUCGUUAGUAGUGUACAAUAUUAUUUUUCUUUCCUGU